CAUCCACGGCACCGGGUGUCGAUAUUUUUUGCCCAUCCAGUUCUCUGGCAAUCGUGGCAGCGACCGGAUGCUCGGGCGACCCUCUCAGGAGAUCAUAUAUAUCGCAGUGAGAGAAAAGUGGCCCCCAGCGGGAGUGCGUGGUAGACGGAGGAAGUGGAUAAAUCUGAGUGAAUGUGGGGCGAAAUCUGAGAUCUGUGUGGCGACACUGUGAAAAGGGGGGCGUGCUGUACAUGUGACCGAUGGACCGGAAACUGUGGGACACAGAUUAAAUUCAUUACUUCACAAACAAUUUGCCAAUGUUUGGCGAGAUUUGAGGAUUUCUCUGCCUCUGUAAGUGUAAAUAAAAGGCCGGGACUGUUCGCAGUGUGCAUGAGAGAGAACCUGAACCAAUGAAUAUAUCCCAGUGACUGAGAAUUUUCACAAUCCUCAUAGACAAUGGCAUUGGUGAUGUUGUAAAUUUAUUUAUGGUAGUGCAAGUGAAAGGUUGAGCAUGGCUAGUGGAUUGGCAUUUGCCAUGGAUUUAAAUACACGUGGAUUUAUUGCCAUUAGCAAAUCAUACGUGGUGUUACAUUUCAAUUAAUAAACAAUUUUCCCGGAAAAUCUCCACCCCGCGUCGGCAACGGAAGCUUUUGGGGCUUGUGAGACAAGGCAAUUUUCACUUUAUUUUUCUAAUUAACUGAAAUCCAAUCCUGUGUUAAUUGCAACACCGCAACGCUAAAAGUGUGUAAACGAGCAGAAGCCGACAUCUUUUCAGUGUGACCCCAUGAAGGCACAUUUUCUGCGAAGUUAUCAUUAAAGAAUAAUCAGCGGCGGAAGACAAUGUGACGAUGAGAAAGAGGGAAGACAAAACGGAAAAAUGAGAUGAAAGCUACUAGAAAAGCAAGAGUGCAAAUGGAGCGUCACAAAAUUGACUAUUGAGUGAUUAUUUUCACAAAGAGUGGAGAAACGUGCGGACGUCUUUUGGGUGAAACUUCGUCCAAUGCGGAGAAUGGGGGAAGAUGAUUGAAUUGAAAAAUGGACAUCUACUACUUAGCAGUUCUUCUCGUGCUGGUGACACAGUGCUUUUGUGACGAUUGGACGUCGAGUUGCCCGCCAAAGUGCAUUUGCAAAUGGAUCAAUGGGAAGAAGUCGGCGCAAUGCAAUGCACUCGAGCUCACGAGCAUUCCAACGCAGCUGAGCACAGAAGUCCAAGUAUUGGCACUCAACGAUAAUGACAUUAGCAAUCUCAAUCGGGAUGAGUUCAUGUCCCGCGGCCUGAUCAAUCUGCAGCGGAUUUACGUGAAGUCAUCGCAUGUACGGCAUCUGCACCGAGACGCGUUCCGUAACCUCAAGAUUCUCGUGGAGAUUGAUUUGAGUGGGAAUGAGAUUGAGUCACUUGAGCGCGAAACUUUCGCCGGCAAUGAGCGCCUUCGGUUGCUGUAUCUGUGCGGGAAUCCUCUAAGGCGACUCGUGGCGAAUCAGUUUCCACCAUUGCCACAUCUCAGGAGCCUCGAUUUACAUGACUGCAGGGUGGAUUUUGUGGCGUCAACCGCCUUCAAGAAUGUGGCUCUGGUGGAGUUCCUCAAUCUAAAGAACAAUCUGCUAGAAACUCUGCCCGCCGAUGUGUUUGUCCACAUGCAGAACCUGAAAACUCUCACUCUGGAUGAGAAUCCUUGGAAUUGCGAUUGCAAGCUGCGAAAUUUCCGCAAUUGGUAUCUGCAAAGCUAUCCACAUGGCAGUAGUCUUAUCUGCAAGCGACCCUUUUCCUUCACAGGCCACGUAUGGGAACAGGUGGCUGAGAAUCAAUUUGGGUGUGCUCCUCGUGUGGAUCUCUUCAGCGAUGGUCUCCUCAGUGAGGACAUCGGCAGCAAUGUGUCCUACCACUGUCUCGUCACGGGCGACCCGAAGCCCGAGAUCACGUGGGACUUUAAUGGCAAGAUACUCGACAGCGACAGCAUGUUGUACACUCUCGAGGGCAGUGGACCAGAGAGCAGUGGUGAGGUGUGGGAUCAGCAGGCCUGGAGCAAUCUCACUAUCUUUAAUGUGACCAAUUACGAUUCGGGAGUGUACACGUGCUCCGCACGGAACAUUGUGGGCUUCACCAGCCGGAAUGCCACGCUGUUCCUGCAAGAAGUGGCGCGCGGCGUUAUAGUGAAGACCCCAGAGACGUUCUGGUACUUCGGACUCAUACUGGGAACUUUUGGAACGGUAUUCACGCUGAUAUUGAUCUCGGUGGCGGCAUGCGUGUGCCGGAAAGCCAUGCGACGGCGUUCUCGCAAAAAGAACAUCAAAGGCAGCGUGAGCUUCAACGAUCAGGAGAAGAAGCUCCUGGAUCUCAGUAUAACGACAAAUGAACGUCAGGAUAGCUGCGAAAUGGCCAAUACGCCGUCCACAAACAAGACAAGUGAGUCCGUGAUAGCUCUCGAGCCUGUACAGAUCACCAUCGAGAACAUCUCCAGGAAUGAGGAGUUCCCGCUCAACGUGGGCGUUUUCCCACCUCCUCCCGAAUUCUGUUCUAGCGUCCUGCCCAAUCCUGCGUACGGGAACAUCUUCAUCUCCGUGUCUGUGGCGCCGGAAACUCUAGACAAUCCUGACAUGUACCCAGACCUCCUAAACAUUCCCAACCGCGUGAAGGGGAAGAUGAUCCCCAUGAGCGUCUCCUCGGCUUACGCCACACUUCCGCGCCACAGUCGCCAUCAUCACGUACCGGGGACCACGAGCUUGGUAGCGAAGAGCGAUGUGCCCACAAUUCACGAGGACGAUGUGGUGAACUACCACAAUCUGGAGAACAACUACGUCUGUGUGGGUGAUCACUGCCCAGGCGCCAGUUGUCGACGCCAUCCUGGCCAAGAGACUUCCUUCGUGCCGACCCAACUCGACGAGACGGCCAUGAAGUGCAGCGAGAGCUUCUUCUGCCCAAAGUACGACAAUAUGGGACGACGGAUUACAGCCAGUGGCAACUCCACGCUCUCCCUGCCUGACGAGGAGAAUCUGGAGCGUGAGAUGUUCGCAGCGGCCGCCAAGGAGGAGGCACUGAAGGAAAUUCCAACACCGCCUCUGCCGCCCGUCACAAGUGCGAUGGUGGGAAGUGACUUUGUCUCCCUGUAGCUUCCACUUACGCGCCCACCGGUGGUUCAGGCGCUCCCUAAUGUUUCCGGAAAGGUACCAAUCCGCCCUGUGGUCCAUCAGAUACUGUCGCGCUUUUAUGGGUUCUUCUGACUACUCUUAACCCUUACACUCAGAGAGUUUUCCAUGCUUUGUGACUAACUUUGAAAUUUAUAAUUUGUAUCGCUUAGUCCACGUAUAUAAAUUAUUUUAAUUGAAAGUAGCUUUUUUUUUAAUUAUUUCUAAGAUUCAAGUUAUGAUAUUUCCAACCGGAUAUUUUGCUAAUUAUUCGAUGUUUUCCGUAUAUAGUGAGAAAGCGGGUAUUUCUUGAAUCGUUAAAAUAUCUUUAAAUUAUGAUAAUAAACAAUACAUACAUUCUUAUCAAUUCUUUAAAACGUUUUAAAACCAAUCAGUAUAAAGGGUCGAUUGUGACACUCAAACUACAAUUUUAUGCACAGAAAAACUGUGUCUUUUAAGUAGUAAAAAAAACACGAAAUUCAUUAAAAAAAAGUCACAAACAUGCUUCACACCCUAUAUCAACAUACCAUCAGAAACGUAAAAUUUUAUUUAUCUUUUGCCUCAUAUUGAAGCAAAAGUAUUCUAUAAUUCUUUUUGGCCAUUACUAUGGCUCUUUUUUUAACGUAUUUUGCCCAAUAUCUUUCCUCUGAGUACACUUAUUUAAGUCACGUUUCCUUAAUAUUAAAAGUAAUUUUUAUUCGGAAAUACUCGCCAUUGAUCCUCGUCAAGUUCGCCUUGUAUUUCUGUCCUUCCUGCGACCACAUUAUUGCCAGAAAAGCAAGUGUAGAAAGUGCUGAAAGAAAGAAUUGCGUGUGAGAACUGAAGAACAAUAUGAUUUCAGAAAGUGGAUGAAGAAGAAUUAAACUGAUUAGUGUAAUAUCCGUAUAGUUUGAGCAAAUGAAAGCUAUGACGGAACAUGUAUAAAAGUAUAAGUGUGUGUGAAAAGUUUAUUAUCUUUGAGAUUAUCUUCCUUGAGUGGAAAAAUUUUCCAUAAACGAUGAAAUUCUGUCAUCUCUAAAUAUAAAAUUGUAAUUCUUUUCUUUUUCCUUUUUUCGGUCGAUACCAUUAACAAUGAGAAAAUUAAUUUUGACUGUGGAAAAGGAAGAUUUUUGUGUGGCAAAAAGAAAUCCCCAAUCAGCGGAUGGAAAACACACAGAGAAUAAUUGAAGAUACAGAAAAAGAGAGAGAAUUUUCCAUUUUGAAGUGCAUUAGUCUAGCUUUUAAGAGGAGAAAGUAUGGAAUUACCAGUGUAAAAAAUCACUCUUUUGCGCCCUUCGCCCUUUAAUGGAAUUAUACGAGUAAACAUUGUAUUUUACUAUAAAUAGAUGAAAGCUGAAAGACGAGGAGAAGAUUGAGAAAAAAUGUGAACUUUUCUGACAACAUGAAAGAAGACGACAUUUUCAUUGAAAAAUUGAUAGAAUGUUUAUGUGAGUAAAAAAAAGCAGUAACUUUUUAGAGGAUAAAGCAAAAAUUGCUGUAUGAAAUGCAGAUUUAACAUUAUAUAGUUCAACAAAGUGAAAACAUAGAGGCAAAAAAGAGUGAAAAUUCUACAUUUAAUUAGUCUUUCAUUUGUAAAUAUCUCCUGCUCUCUUCGCAUUUAUGAGUAAAACAGAAAAAAGAGAAUAAUAAUAAUUAUUAUAAAAAUGUGGAUAUAGUCAAAGGAAAGUAUUGUAAUUAUACAAGAGAACUUUUAUUAUGCAUCCCUCAUAAUUACAAAACACUAUCUAAAAUAGUCAAAAAAAAAGAUACAGAUAAAAUCAGCUAUAUGAAUUUUUUCAUCAUUAAAAACUUGUGCGAACAAACUGGGCGAAUGAGAGAGAAUUGAGGGAAUCAGAGAACAAAAUGCAUACAUGGUUGAAAUUAAAAUAGACAGUUGAAAAAUUUGAUAUAUACCAAUAAAGCACCAGUGAGUAAUUUAAAUUGGCAAAUUCAUUCAGCGUGGGACCAUUUCGCCACUCACUGAUUUUUAUUUGUUCUUUCCUCUGUAGUAAAGUCCCAUAGCAAUACUGAUAGAGAAUAAAAGAAUUGAGCAAACACAAUGUUAUUAUUAUAAUAAUUCAGAAAUUUUGGCAUCGAAACAAUAUUUUCUCCGCCGGCAACCAUAUUCAGUUCUAUAGAAAUAACCAAAGCACAUAUCUUUCCGAGAAAGAAGAAUCAUAAAAUGUCAUUUCGAUAUAGAAAUGGCAGAUUUUGCAAAUCAUCUUUUGCUCUCUUUCUCUCUCUUCAAUUGAACAAAAACACAGAUGAACACACCCUCAAACGACGAAAGGAAAAAAAGUAAUCAAAAAUAGGUACGAAUAAAAAGUCAUAUGAAACCCGCAGAUGAAGUGUAGUGAGAGAAAUAAAGAAAAGUGGCACAGGCGGAGUAAACAAGUGGAUUUAUUGGUGAAAAGAGAUGUAAGAAAAAAAAGAUGAAGAAAAUCUAAAAUAUAUCAAUGUUGAGCUAUACACAAUAUAUUAUACAAUAAUUCCCCAGAAUUUUCUCGCGUAGUGCGAGAGAACAUACAAAAAAUGGACGACAAGAUGGAUAAAUGAA
Messenger RNA from Phlebotomus argentipes, 5638 nucleotides. RefSeq names its product leucine-rich repeat-containing protein 24-like. The transcript has 6 exons. Lineage: Eukaryota; Metazoa; Arthropoda; Insecta; Diptera; Psychodidae. The coding region runs from base 1015 to 3087 and encodes 690 amino acids. The record is from RefSeq and is a predicted model, not a curated record. Gene Ontology annotation, molecular function: protein binding.